AUGCAAAAAAGGUAUCGACACAUCCUGCCUGUGCCCAACUCCCCGGGGACAGCGGCCGCCGGGGGUUCGGCCCAGGCCGAGCCGACCAAGCGCAAGCGCUCUUCGACGGUCAUGGCCUGCAACAGUUGUCGGGCCAAAAAGUCGGCCUGUGACGGCGUCCGCCCUGCCUGCGCGGCGUGCGCUGCGCGAGGCAAGACUUGCACCUAUAUGUCCGCAAUCCCGGAGACGCCUUCGAUGCUCAAGAAGCGCGAGCUUGAGGCCCUGCGGGAAGACCAUACCAGGUUGUCCGGGCUAAUUAACGUCCUGAGAACAGUGCCCGAGGGCUGGGCCUUGGAUAUCCUCAGAAAGCUGCGUCGCACCACGGCGGAUCUCGCAGCCCUGUUGCCCUCUGACAGGAACAGACCCUUUGUCGAGGCCCUGCCGCGUCAAGUGCUGGCCCGUCUCCCGACACAAGGCGGCCUGGAGUUCGAGUUGAUGAUCCGCCACCCCGUCGCCUACCCCACGCUGGCACCCUUGGAUGCCGCUGGCGUAGGUGCCACAUCCUUGCUCACGUGUGCCGUCGCCAGCACCCUCGCCGAUGAGCUCAGUUCGGACCUAGCGGCUACCGCGUCCUUGUCGACUUCCGGCCCUCACCAACGCUCGGCACGCGGGCAGGGCCAGGGCCAGCGAUCUGCUCCAGCAUCACGCACGAUACUUUGCGAUACCCGGUUGGAGCUAUUGGAUAUCAGCUCCUGGAGCCAGGUUGUAGUCACGAGCGAGCGAGCCGCCGCAGUGAUCUCGCUCUACCUAGAGACAGACCAUCCGACGCUCGGUUUUUUUGAUGCGGACUUGUUCUUGGCCGACUUGGUCAGCAUCCGAAUCCGCUACUGCUCCCCACUUCUUGUUUCUGCUGUCCUCUCAUGGGCUUGUCUCGCCUACUGCACGUUUAACCCUGAGGCAGCUCAGUUGGGCGAAGCAUUCUUUGCAGAGGCAGACGACUUGUGGCAACUCGAUCAAGCUUCUGAUUCGCUACCCACUGUUGCCGCCGCGCAGCUUCUCGGCCUUGUGGCUAUUUAUAAAGGCCGCGAUGCUGGUAACCCUUAUUAUAGCCUGGGAACCCAGAUGGCCAAACGAAUGGGCCUUUUUGGUCUCCCAGACUCCGCCCUCUUCGCGCGCUCCCCUAUCCACGGGAAAGAGUCGGAUACUUUAGCAAGGGCGAGGUCACACACGGCAUGGGGCGUCUUCAACUGGGUGAUUAUGCGGUCCCUCUUAUUUCAAGUGGAAGAGCCAGCGGCGAAAUAUCCACCGAGUGCCCAUCCACCCGGUGAGCCCACGCCAUUUCGCCUCGCUCACUUCACUGCGAGUACCACUGAGUCAGCGCCAUUGCCUUCCUAUAUGGGACAGACGUUCCCCAACAUGUGCGACUUCUGGCGGCUCACCAGCGAGUGGACGACAGUUUACUACGUUUCGGGAAAUGCUCCCAUUCUCGGCCGUGUCUCCUUGGGAUACGCACACGAGACGUUCCGUAAACUCCUUGCAUGGUCUGCUGGGAUCGACACGAUGCUAGCUCGAGGUGACAAAAGCUCUCACCAUUGCAUCAUCCUCCACAUCUGGUUCCAUACUUCCAUACUCCAGCUGUUCCGGCCGUUCAUGCAACAACUCAAACCGCUCGUCAAGCCCCCCCACACAGCGCCUGACGCUUUUCCGACUACUGUAUUUGCGGCAUCUCUGAAUCAGCUGAAGCAUCUCGCACUUGUGUUCCGCUACACGUUUGCCUGUGCAAUGUACGCCGCGUUCUGGCAUGUUGCCCUGAUGUACAUUGCCAACGCCGUUAUACAAGACACAGAAGACCCGCAGUGGCGGGGCUACUUGAUGCUCUGCUUAGAUGGAUAUGGUGACCUGUUCGGCGCCUUCCCCGUUGCAGGCGCCAUAGCCAAGAGUCUUCUGUCCAUGGCGCUUCGACUGAGCGUCGUCACAUCCUCCGAAGCAAGAGUCCUCAUGGCCGGGAUAUAUGAGAAAGGAGCUCAUCAUCCCUCUACUGAACAAAUUAGCGCAAGUUUCGUCGUUGACCUCGACCUUGCUGUCACCGACCGCGCAGCCGCAGAGCUGGCAAACUUGAACAACAGCUUUGAUGAUUUGGUCAUGUUUCAGGAGUUUACGCAGCUCGAACCCAACACAGGAGCCGAUAGGAACCCUCAACACUGA
Molecule: messenger RNA, 2184 nt
Organism: Hirsutella rhossiliensis
Lineage: Eukaryota; Fungi; Ascomycota; Sordariomycetes; Hypocreales; Ophiocordycipitaceae
Product: fungal zn(2)-Cys(6) binuclear cluster domain-containing protein
Exons: 6
Coding region: 1-2184 (727 amino acids)
Biological process (GO): regulation of DNA-templated transcription
Molecular function (GO): zinc ion binding; DNA-binding transcription factor activity, RNA polymerase II-specific
Source: RefSeq, a predicted model, not a curated record